CCGUCAGAGAGGGUCUGCCGGCCGGUACCAGAGCUCUGCAGGUGUCGGCGGUCGACCCGGACGUGGGUGCUAACGGCCAGGUGCGCUACCAGCUGCACGCCGACUCUAGCCACCUGCACGCACUGCUGGCGGUGGACGAACGGUCUGGCUGGGUGACCACGCUGCGGCCGCUGGAACGCGAGACGACAGACACCUACCGGCUGACGGUGGUGGCCGCCGACGGAGGGUCGCCUCGUCGCUCGGCCACGGCCAGUCUGGUGAUCUCGGUGGCCGACGACAACGACUCGCCGCCCGUGUUCGCUCAGCAGCGGUACGCGGCCGUCGUUAAUGAGGACGCCCUGCCGCGCACCUCCAUCAUGAGCCUGACGACCGAUGACGCCGACCUGCUCUCGGCGCCCGUCCACUUCUACAUCACCGACGGAGACCCCCACGCCCGCUUCGAGAUUGUGACGAGCGGCGCCAACAGCGGCGAGCUGUUCGUGUUAAACGCGUUGGACCGUGAGACCGUGCCCAGCUACGACCUGACGGUGACAGCCACCGACGGCUCUCUGGUGGCCACCACCCGGCUACACCUGGAUGUGCUCGACGCCAACGACAACCCACCCGUGUGUGAGGAGGAGGAGUACGCGGUCACGCUGAGCGAGGCGGCCCCUCCCCACCACGUGCUGACCGUCCGGGCUCAUGACCUGGACGACAGCAGGAACGGUCGGCUCCGGUACUACCUGACCGGCGGCGGCGCCGACGACUUCGCCAUCGACCCGGCCCUAGGUCACGUGCGCGUGUCGGGCUCGCUGGACCGAGAGGCCCGGCCCGUCUACCGCCUGACGGCGCACGUGCAGGACCGCGGCCGCGCCGAGUGGGAGUGCACCAGCGUGCUGACGGUCACGCUGGAGGACGUCAACGACUGCGCGCCCAGCUUCGUCCUGCCCGUGCUGUCGCUGACGGUGCCCGAGGACACGGCCGUCGGCACCAUCCUGGGACGGCUGGACGUCCGUGAUGAUGACCUGGGCCUGUCGGCCGAACUGGAGUACAGUCUGGUGGAGGAGGACGACGACGACGCCCGGCUGCUGCUGGACCCGAGGACGGGCGUGCUGACUCUGGGACGGCCGCUGGACCGGGAACAGCAGGCCAUGUUCAACAUCAGCGUGCGAGCCACGGAUGGCGGCACACCCCAGCUGUCCAGCACCGCCACAGUCAUACUGUUGGUGCAGGACGUGAACGACAACGCGCCCGAGUUCACCAAAACGUUGUACCACGCGACAGCAUUGGAAAACACCACUGUAGGGACAGAGGUUCUCAAACUUCUGGCCACCUCGAGGGACUCUGGUGUCAACGCCGAGAUCAGCUACAGCAUCAUUGGCGGCAACGAACACAACAUGUUCCAGAUCAACCCGAAAACAGGUAUUGUGUCGGUGAUGUCCGAGCUGGACUUUGAGCGAGCCGGAGAGUACAUGGUGACGGUGGAGGCCCGGGACGGCGGCAUUCCGCCGCUCAGCAACCACGCCACCGUCAACGUCACCGUGCUCGACUGCAACGACAACGCGCCGGUGUUCGGGCAGGAGGUGUACAGCGCCGUUAUCCGCGAGGACGUGGCCACAGGAGAACGCCUCCUGCAGGUGCACGCGGCUGACCUGGACUCGGGCGCCAACGCUCGGGUGCGUUACGCGGUGACCGGCGGUGACCAGCACAGCCAGUUUGCCAUGGACACCGACUCGGGCUACCUCUAUGUCGCCACUCAGCUCGACAGAGAAAUGGUGUCCAGCUACAGUCUGGAGGUGACGGCGACGGAUGGCGGCGAUCCCUCGCUCAGCUCCUCCGCCCAGAUCAACGUCCACGUCAGCGACGCCAACGACAACCCGCCAGUCUUCUCCGAGACCGAGUACAGCGCCGUCGUGCAGGCUGACAUCUUGUCUGAAGAGCUCCUCCCUUUCUCGCCGCAGGAGGACAAGCCUCCCGGCCACCCGCUGCUGUUGUUCUCUGUGACGGAUGCUGAUGAGGAUCCGAACGCCGGUCCGUUCACGUUCGAGGUGGCCGAGGGCAACGGCGGCAACUGGUUUGUGAUCACGGCCGGCGGCCAGCUGCGCACGGCCGCCAAGUUUGACCACCGGCUGCGCAACUCGUACAAGCUGCUGGUGCGCGUCUACGACAACGGUGAUGACGUGCGCUUCUCCGAGACCUGGGUCGACGUCAAGAUAAUCGAGGAGCCGCAGUACCCGCCGGUGCUGAUCCCGCUGCACGUGUCGAUCCAGUCGUACCAGGACAGCUUCCCGGGCGCCGUGGUGGGUCGCGUGCACGCCUCUGACCAGGACCCGUACGACCGGCUGCAGUUCGGCCUGGUGGCCGGCCAGGCCGGCCUCGAGCGCCUGUUCGAGCUGGACCCGGACGACGGCUCGCUGGUGACGCUGGCCGGCAUCGACGCCGGAUUGUACCGGCUGAACGUGUCCGUGACGGACGGCAAGUUCACCAGCCACACGGCCGUGACGGUGGACGUGAGCGAAAUCACGGACCAGAUGCGUUCGUGCUGA
Molecule: messenger RNA, 2525 nt
Organism: Pollicipes pollicipes
Lineage: Eukaryota; Metazoa; Arthropoda; Thecostraca; Pollicipedomorpha; Pollicipedidae
Product: fat-like cadherin-related tumor suppressor homolog
Exons: 14
Coding region: 357-2525 (722 amino acids)
Biological process (GO): homophilic cell-cell adhesion
Cellular component (GO): plasma membrane
Molecular function (GO): calcium ion binding
Source: RefSeq, a predicted model, not a curated record